Messenger RNA from Eutrema salsugineum, 646 nucleotides. RefSeq lists its product as uncharacterized. The record is from RefSeq and is a predicted model, not a curated record. The transcript has a single exon. The coding region runs from base 277 to 543 and encodes 88 amino acids. NCBI's taxonomy places the organism in Eukaryota, Viridiplantae, Streptophyta, Magnoliopsida, Brassicales, Brassicaceae.
ACCAUAUAAUAAGUCUACAAAAGACCAUUUUGCCUUUGCUAUUCUGCUGUAAUAGACUCAACACCUACCAAAAUUAGAUUCUAUGUAUGUUUUCCGCCUUGAGCUGUCUUGUUUCAACAUUCCACAAUGGUUGUUAAGACUACACUGACACAAGCGCGCACACAAAAGCACACACUAUAUAUACAUAUAUGUUUUUGUGUGUAUGUAUCUUUGCACUUAAAAGUGAUCAGAUACGCAUUUAAAGCUAACUAAGGCACCCUACGACGUAGGAGACACAUGGCGUCGAUAGUGAUGCUCCUUAGAGCAUUGAUGAGUUGCCGUCUUACGCCUAGGGAGGAGCCAGAGACAACGGAUUCAUCGACAGUGGAUCUUUACAGAAAUGUCGCCGGAGACAAAGACACGACGAGGAAGAGAAUUUCAGUGGUUGAUACAUGGCAGCGCAGCGAUAAUCACGAGUUUAACAUCGAAACUACGCGUAGGAUCAACGAUAUGGAUGAAGAGUUUGAUAACUGGAUCAUCGCCAGGAAUCACUUGAUGAUGUGAAUUUAUAAUGUGAGUUCUUGCAUAAUGUUAAAUAGUAUUUCACGUGAGGUAUAUAUAUGAGCAUUUUUUUUAACUACCAAAUUGUAGAUGUCCUUAAAUAUAU